Pochonia chlamydosporia 170 is the source of this 2388-nucleotide messenger RNA. RefSeq names its product ATP-dependent permease MDL1. Lineage: Eukaryota; Fungi; Ascomycota; Sordariomycetes; Hypocreales; Clavicipitaceae. Gene Ontology annotation, molecular function: ATP hydrolysis activity; ATP binding; ABC-type oligopeptide transporter activity. The record is from RefSeq and is a predicted model, not a curated record. Gene Ontology annotation, cellular component: membrane. Gene Ontology annotation, biological process: transmembrane transport. The transcript has a single exon. Bases 1 to 2388 code for a protein of 795 amino acids.
AUGGUGUCGGGUGUGGUGCGACGGGCGGUGCCAUCACGACUCAGCCUUGGGGACAUCAUCAAUGCCUCUGCCGGUCCUUCCAAAUUUUGUCUACAUUCAUCUCCAGCGAGAAUCAUCCAUACAUCGUCUCCGCGCAAAGGACCACUACCGGCAUUUUCGCUCACGAGGUUUGGCUUCCUAGCUCAACCAUCUCACGCCGCACCGAGUCUCGAUGCCAAUAUAGGAAGCAUGGUGUUUAGGCAUUGCAAAUUCCUGCGUUAUAAUAUUCGACCUUUUUCCUCUGGCAGAUUUCUCCUACGGCAGAAUCUUCGAAACGGUGAUACCGAUCCCGUCGCUUCCAAGAAGUACGAUUUUCAAGAAAGCGCUCGCGAAGAAGAAGAAGAUGGUUUUGUAAAAAGUGACAAGGCUGCCAAGGCGGCGCAGAUCAAUCUAUCUGCAAGGCUUUCAAAAGAAGGGAAAUCUCAAAGCAAAGCUGGUGCGGGGGAAAUAUGGAGACUGAUUAAAGUUGCCCGGCCUGAGAUUCGAUGGUUAGCGGUGGCAUUCUGUUUUCUCGUGAUAUCGUCGAGUGUGACAAUGUCCAUCCCUUUCUCCGUUGGUCGUAUCUUGGACCUCGCCACAAAAGGUGAUGUUGACGAUAUACGCCUCUUUGGUCUUACUCUGAACCAGUUCUUUAUCGGCCUUGGCGCUAUCCUGACCGUUGGCGCAAUGGCGAAUUUUGGUAGGGUAAUUCUGCUUCGGAUUGUGGGUGAGCGCGUUGUCGCCAGGCUACGAUCCCAACUGUACAGACGCACUUAUGUCCAAGAUGCAGAGUUCUUCGACGCAAACCGGGUUGGAGAUCUGAUAUCUCGACUCAGCUCGGAUACAGUCAUUGUCGGUAAAUCCGUGACGCAAAAUCUGAGCGACGGCCUCCGAGCGUUGUUUAGCGGCGGUGCUGGAUUCGCCAUCAUGGUCUGGACAAGUCCCAAGCUAACUGGGCUCCUCCUUCUAAUGUUUCCACCUAUUGCUGUGGGCGCCGUCAUAUAUGGUCGCGCAAUUCGGAAUGUCAGCCGGGCAAUUCAAAAGAAUCUAGGAACGCUGACGAAGAUUGCUGAAGAACGUCUUGGAAACAUUAAAACGAGCCAGGCAUUUGUUGGUGAGGUUCAGGAGGUGGGACGUUACAACAGUCAAAUCAGAAGAAUAUUUGCACUUGGAAAAAAGGAAUCCCUCAUCGCCGCCACUUUUUUCGCAUCAACAGGUUGGGCAGGCAACAUGACCAUCUUGGCUAUGCUGAUUGUUGGAGGUAGCUUUGUUCGUUCUGGUACCAUGUCACUGGGCGACCUAACAUCUUUUAUGAUGUACACGGCAUUCGCUGGUUCGAGUUUGUUUGGAUUAUCAGGAUUUUAUUCAGAGCUCAUGAAAGGGGUUGGCGCAGCAAGCAGACUCUUCGAGCUUCAGGAUCGGCGUCCCGGCAUUCACCAGACCGUUGGCGUUCAAGUCAAGUCUGCACAAGGUCCCAUAAAGUUCAGUGACGUUACCUUCGCCUACCCAACACGACCCGCAGUCAAGAUCUUCAACGGACUUAACUUUGAAAUUCCAUCUGGGAGCAACGUCUGUGUGGUGGGACCUUCGGGCGGCGGGAAGUCUACAGUCGCAUCACUGCUUCUCAGGUUUUAUAACCCAACCUCCGGAUCGAUCACCAUCAACGGAGUUGACGUGUCAACCAUGAAUGUCAAGUCUUUAAGGCGACGAAUUGGCAUGGUGUCCCAGGAACCGGUCUUAUUUUCCGGCACUAUUGCUGAGAAUAUCGCGUACGGCAAGCCGAGGGCCAGUCGAAUGGAGAUCAUUACUGCUGCACGAAGAGCCAAUUGCAACUUUAUCAGUGAUCUCCCCGACGGCCUGGAGACUCAAGUUGGGGCUCGAGGAUCGCAGUUAUCUGGCGGACAAAAGCAACGGAUUGCAAUCGCUCGUGCGUUGCUCAAGGAUCCAGAUAUUCUCAUCCUCGAUGAAGCCACCUCAGCCUUGGAUGCGGAAUCAGAGACCCUCGUGAAUGAGGCUCUAGCCGGUUUGCUGCGUGGCCACAAUACAACGAUUUCCAUUGCGCACCGAUUAUCAACAAUUAAACGAUCGGACCAAAUCAUUGUCCUCAACAAUGAAGGCAAGGUGGCCGAAAUCGGAAGCUACACUCAACUCGCCGCGGAUAAGAACAGCGCAUUUAGCAAAUUGAUGGAAUGGCAGAUGAGUGGCGGCGAGGUUCCGGAGAAGCGGCCAUCUGACUCCGGACCGAGGAUCACCGAGGCAGAAGAAAUAGAAGAGGAGUUAGCACGGCAGGAAGACGUGCAUGAAGGACAAGAAGAAAAGGAAUCAACCGACUGGCGACAGCAACAAGAAGUAGAGCAGAAGCGUCGGUGA